AUGUUGAAAGCUGGGAAUAAAGGAAAAGGACCCAAAAAAAGUAAAGCUGACAAGGCUUUUUACCCCAAAGCUCUGAUACUUUUGCCAACAAGAGAACUCGCAGACCAAACAUACAGAGAAGUUUUGAAAUUAACAUACCGUACACCUCUUGUGCCAGCUCUUGUCCACGGGGGUCAAAAUAAUUUUGAAACACAACUUGCUAACCUUAAGGUUUGUUUAAUUUUUAAUGAGAAUAUGCUUAAGACCAUGCCAGGGCAUUUGGGGAGUGGACAAUUAGCGCCGCAGGCGAGAAUUUUGGAGAGCAGUAGACAAAAUUCUCUUUUUUGGUCAUCUCUUGCCUCAUUUAAAAAAUUUUUAUAUUUUGCCACUUUUGAUAUAGGUAUUUCAAAAUAA
Meloidogyne enterolobii is the source of this 393-nucleotide messenger RNA. The record is from the annotation of a GenBank genome assembly. Lineage: Eukaryota; Metazoa; Nematoda; Chromadorea; Rhabditida; Meloidogynidae.